Messenger RNA from Hemibagrus wyckioides, 1464 nucleotides. RefSeq names its product C-type lectin domain family 14 member A-like. Gene Ontology annotation, cellular component: cytoplasm. Bases 82 to 1272 code for a protein of 396 amino acids. Gene Ontology annotation, biological process: positive regulation of axonogenesis. NCBI's taxonomy places the organism in Eukaryota, Metazoa, Chordata, Actinopteri, Siluriformes, Bagridae. The record is from RefSeq and is a predicted model, not a curated record. The transcript is spliced from 2 exons. Gene Ontology annotation, molecular function: calcium ion binding.
UAGGUGGUGGUUUAAUAAGUCAGUGAGAGCUGGGGCACUGUUAGAGUCACUGCUGAUCGACACAAGGCAGACGAGCGAAACAUGGACUACCAGAUUGGAUUGUGUUUUGUCAACGUUCUGAUUGCUGCCUUCAGCAUACCUGUUUCUACUCGGUUCUACUCUGUUGACUUGGACAGCCAUUCAUUUGAUGAUGCUCAGGAAUUAUGUGCGCGUGAUGGCUCUCUGACUAACAUGCUCACCGAAGAAGAAACUGAAAACAUUCUGAAGGUUAUUGAGAACAAAAGAUACACAAACUUUACUUCAUUCUGGAUUGGACUGCAAAAAGAUAGGGCACAGUGUGUUCAGAAAAAUCUUCCACUUCGGGGUUUCUACUGGACUGUAGAUAACAGCGCUAAAUCUGAUCUUAUGAUGAAUAAAUGGAUAGAAGAUCCAACUGGUACUUGUACAACUGCACUUUGUGGACUACUCUCUGUGGAGUACAGCGACUCUAAAAUUGUGAAGUGGGGAUUAAAAUCAACGGGCUGCACCAAGAAAUUUCCCUUUAUUUGCAAACAUGAAGGAUUGAGUGAGAACAUAGCAUGUUCUUCUAAACCAAAUAUAAUGGGGACUCAUGAAACCUCAGAAAAAAACAACGAUCCAUAUACACUUUGGGUUUCUUGCACAGACGAAUUCACACUGACCUGUUCAAAGAAUACUCGUGAAUGGAAGCUGGUAGGUGGAACUAAGACAGACAUACAAGGACUUUGUCUUGGAUGCAAAACUGGUUACAAAAAAGAUAAAGAUGGAAAUUGUGUGGAUAUAGAUGAAUGUAAGCAAUUGAAAAAUUGUUCAUUCAAUUGUUUUAAUACAGAAGGCUCAUAUAGUUGCAUGUGCACUGAUGAAAUGGACAAUUUUCACAAUGAAGACUCAGAAAUAUGCAAAAAACAAAAGCAAGCGAAAACAUCUAUUUCCAUGUCACCCACUAAUGCCACUAAGAAAGUCCAGGAUGAACCAACCCCUUCUUCCAUGGACAAGACAUCUCCUACUUCAUCUCCAUCAGAUGUUCACAGUACCAUUGGAAGUCAUCUUCAUAUUGAGGACAGCUCUGGAAACUUUAUCAUCCCUUUAAUUAUAGCUUUGCUGAUUUUUGUGGUGCUGGUCGUGAUUAUUGUGGCCAUUGUGAAAUACUGCCUCAUGAGAAGUGCCAGGAAACGGGCAAAGGAAAGGGCAGCAGCCAUGAAAGAAUCAGUUGCUCUGAGUGGAACUGACUCUAUGGAAAACGUGAACGAAUAAGCAGGAUAAGGAUGGGAGUGGAGGGCCGAGUAUUGGAGGCUGCCAUCAGGAAGCCAAUGGCUUUGGCAACGUUCUGCAGGAAAUACUGGAUGGCUGCCUGCUGGAACAGAGACAAGCCCAGAACUGCAUUCUGGACAGAACAGCAUCCAGAAUGGAAUAAAUAUUGGCAAGGUCCUCCAGCAAUGUAUAGUA